Molecule: messenger RNA, 1878 nt
Organism: Adineta ricciae
Lineage: Eukaryota; Metazoa; Rotifera; Eurotatoria; Adinetida; Adinetidae
Source: the annotation of a GenBank genome assembly
AUGGAAGAGUAUACAGCAUGUGGUCUACUGGUUAUCUAUUGGCUUGGGUUUCUAAUGUACUGCAUUAUCCAAUACUUUUUUCCAAGUAGAGAAAAGAAUUAUCCAACUGUGUUAUGGUUAGAUAGAACACAUGAUGAUUCGAUGGUUACAAUGAUAAAAAAUAUAAGUAAGAAUCGUUUAAUAACAUUUACAACUUCGGAGGAGUGCGUGAAUUAUAUAAACUCAUUGAAAAAUACAAAUCAAGGAAUCUGCUUAGUAACGUCUGGUUCAUUUGGUGUUACAGUCAUUCCGUUAGUUCACAAUAUAAAUCAAAUUGACUCAAUUAUUGUCUUUUGUAUGAAUAAAGCAAAAUAUGAAUUCAUGCAAGAACGCUAUACAAAGAUUCGUGAAAUUUCUGAUACUUAUAACGAAGUAAUGAUUCAUUUACAAAGCUAUCUAAAAUCAAUAGAUCAACAGGGAACAACAGUCAACAUUUUCGACUUGGAAAAUUUGAAAAAAAUACGGAAUUCAAAUACAACAGAUUCUCACCUUGCCUAUACAAUAUUUAACGAAGAUAAACAACGUUCGAUGCGUGAUAUAUCAAAAUCAGACACGUUUUUUCUCUGGCUAAAAUUACUCACUAGUGUUCUGAAGAAAGUUCGACACACGCAAGCCACUAUGGACGAAAUGCUGGAUUGUUGUCGAGAAUAUUAUAAAGAUGAUCUCCAAGAAUUGAAUAAAAUCGAAGAAUUUCGAAGUACAUAUAAAAAAGAAAAGGCCAUAUAUUGGUACACAAAACCGACAUUUGUUUCCAAGUUGAUUAAUAAAGCUUUAAGAUCGGAAGAUUUUCGUGCACUUUAUGCUUGUCGAGCUUAUAUUGCUGAUUUGUCCGAACAACUUCAUGACGAAUACGAACAAUAUAAACAACUACUGAUUGAUUGCGAACAACCAUUGAAUCAAUGGACAGUUUACCACGGUCGAGCAAUGUCACAAGACGAAAUCGAUCUCCUAUGUAGUAGAAAAGGCCAUUUGAUUUCAUUGAAUGGAUUUCUAUCAACGAGUCAGAAAAGAGAAGUUGCUGAAUUUUAUGCCAAAGAAGUUAUGUUUAUUAUUCAAACAACAUUCGAUUUAUCACAUGGCUGCUUUGCACAUGUAGCACCUAUGAGUUAUUUUUCGCAAGAAGAUGAAGUUUUAUUUGAUCUAGCAUCAGUCUUUAGAAUACUUGACAUAAAAUAUGAUCGAAAGACCCAUAAAUGGUAUAUUUAUCUUGUAACAACGGACGACGGAACGAAUGUUGUACAAGCAUACAUCGACUCGGUUGAUAUAGAAGCAAGUGAAACCAACGCGGAUUUUAUAUUUGCUCGAUUGUUAUCACAAAUGGGUGAAUACAAACUUGCGCAUGAUUAUUUGAGUAAACUUUCUCAAAUGAUAUCUAACGAACACGAUAGUCGUGAUACAGCCCUCGUUCAUUAUUACCAGGGGUUGAUUUUAUACCGAGAAGGUAAGUAUGUUGAAUCUAUGGUUGAAUAUGAGAGAGCACUUACUAUACAACAUAAAAUAUUUCCAAAUGGUCAUUCGGACCUAGGUGAAACUUUAGGUGGAAUUGGUUUGUUAUAUGACAGUAUGGGAAAAUAUAAUCUUGCUUUAGAGAAACAUAUUGAAUGUUUGAUCAUGAGUGAAAAAACACUUCCGAAAGAUCAUGUGCACAUCGCCGAAGCGUUGAAUAAUAUUGGUCUUUGUUAUGACCGUNAUGAGAGAGCACUUACUAUACAACAUAAAAUAUUUCCAAAUGGUCAUUCGGACCUAGGUGAAACUUUAGGUGGAAUUGGUUUGUUAUAUGACAGUAUGGGAAAAUAUAAUCUUGCUUUAGAGAAACAUCGAGUGUUUGAUCAUGAGUGA